AUGGCUCUGGAGGCGAUGCAGAAGACGUUUUACACGACUAUAAAUCUUGGUGUGAAUGAGAGGUGGAGGCCAGACCAGCAGGUUGUGGCGCUCUCUCAGGGCAUCUCCGUGCUCCAUCUCGUCCUCUUCAUCGCUGACCCAACACAGUUCCUUCAGCCGCUGUGGCUAGACUGGAAGCCCCUGGACCUCUUACUCUUCAGUCUGGCACCCAGCUCCAGUCUCGAUGUCCUUAGUGAGGAGGUUUUCAGCAGCGUCAGAAGUCUGGCUCUUAUUGACGAGAUCCCGAGUGAGGGAAGUGGAAGGCCUAAUGCAAUGGGGGUGUUUACUGUCUUGCCUUUCUCAUCAAGCAGUGUGAAAUUCCUCGGUGAGUGGAAUCCCCAGUUUUUUACCCGGAGAGAAAUCUUGUUUCCUGACCGCUUUCCUGCAUUUGAAGGGUACAGGUUUCAGUUGGCCACCUCCAUGGACGACGAACCUUUCUUAUAUCAGAGGAAGUCUGAUAACGCCAUAUCAGGGUCAGCAAUAAGGAUGUUGGCUGCGCUCUCAGCAACACUAAACUUCACCUACACUAUGACGGAGAGUGCGCCUGACCACAAGUGGGGCAGAAUGGAAAACGGAACCUGGGUUGGAAUUCUGGGAAUGAUUUAUAGAAAGGAAAAGAAUUUCACUGUGAAUUGUUUUGCAUUGGUGGAUGAUCGUAUCAGAGACUUUGCAGCAUCUGAGCAAUAUUCAGUGCAUAUCUGGAGAGCUUUUCUGUUGAGGCCUCAGCCCCUGGCGACGUGGAGGAACGUGUACCGGCCCCUGCAGCCCCUGGUGUGGGCUGCUGUUAUCGCCUCUCUUGUGGUCGCUGUUGGACUCCUAACUCUCCAGGAGCGUGUGGCGGGGGCGGCCAUGGUGGGCGGCGUGGGGUCCAGUUGGCUCUACCUACAGCGAGGACCACUGAACCAGAGCUUGCCGGCUCUCCCCCGCACAGUGUGGAGGAGGAUGUUCGUCGGUGUCUGGUACCUCUAUUGUCUCAUCAUCAGUGGCGCCUACACCUGCAACCUCAUAGCCAUCUUCACCAGACCAACCUACCCACAGCACCUCCACACUCUCCAGCAGCUGGUGGACAGUUCCCAAAGGAGAUUCGGGGGCCUGGCGUUGUUGAUAAAGAACUCCAAAGACGACAUUUACAAGAAGUUAUGGAGUAAAACCGACCUUUUUCCACAUGACGAUGCCUCCGUGGCGGCUAUGAGAGCAGGCACCCACGCCUUCAUCGCUGGAACUGCCUACGCCACGAUUCUUCUUAGUAAUCGUCACAAGAUAUUAAACUGGUAUACAACGAAGGAAGGACUCUGCAACAUGUACUUGUCGUGGUAUUUCCAAAAAAAUUCACCAUGGAAACACAAGUUUGACAAAAAUAUACAACGACUUGUGGAGGCUGGUCUUACGCAACACUGGCUCAAGGAAUCGGACGUCCAGUAG
Procambarus clarkii (red swamp crayfish) is the source of this 1461-nucleotide messenger RNA. The record is from RefSeq and is a predicted model, not a curated record. Lineage: Eukaryota; Metazoa; Arthropoda; Malacostraca; Decapoda; Cambaridae.